Molecule: messenger RNA, 1317 nt
Organism: Caenorhabditis remanei
Lineage: Eukaryota; Metazoa; Nematoda; Chromadorea; Rhabditida; Rhabditidae
Exons: 5
Coding region: 1-1317 (438 amino acids)
Biological process (GO): innate immune response
Molecular function (GO): protein binding
Source: RefSeq, a predicted model, not a curated record
AUGGCCGAAAUCCCUCCAAACAUUCCAAUCGAUCUCCGAACACUCAUUUUCUAUAAUAUUUAUCAACAAAAAACGAUCGAAAAAUCAUAUGAAAACUACGAAAAAUUGUGUUCCGCGACAGGAAAGCAGCCAUUUUCGUUUGAAAAAUUCGAGAAUCUUUUCCAUUUAUGUUCGAAGGAGAGUCUCUCUAGAGAUUUAGAUAUUCGUUUAUGCGUUCUUUCCGAUGUAAUCAAUGAAAAAUCAACGGAAAAAUCAAUAAAGGACUUGCGAAAAGCGUUUGGAAAAGAAACAAUUGAAAAGGAUGAUCAUGAUUAUUGGAGCGAAAGAUUUCAAAAUUCAAGCCCUCCAUUCAAUCUUCUCACAUUCUCCGAUUUGCCGAUUGAAAUUGUGAUGAGAUUCGUUGAACGGUUCGAUAUUGCAGAAAUUCGACAGCUUCGAAAUGUGUCACAUGGACUUCAAAAAAUUUUGGAUGAAGAAGUGAAACCACCGUGCAAAAAGAUUCAAAUCAAUAUUCGAGAUCGUGGCUUUUUCGUAGAGUAUCGUGAUGAUUUCAACUUGGAAAUGAAAAUUGAAGCAGUCGAAAAAAAAGAAAGAGAAAGAAAAGAAGAAAUAAAAGUAGAAGAUGUAGCGAUUCUAUUCAAAGAGGUGUCUCCUGAACUGAAAAACCCGAAGCUUCGAUUAAAUUUCCUAUUUAUUGAUUUGGUUUACGAUUAUUCCACGGUUUCGGGACAUUGGGCAUGGAACUCUCAUCCUGAAUUCAAUGAGGCACGUCAGAAACGAAUCGACGAUUUCAAAGGGUUUCUCGUCUCAAUGAAUCACAAAAUCCAUUCGACAUUUUUAACGAUGACGGCGAGUAAUGUGGAAGAUGUGACCACAGUUUUGAGAUGUUUGAAGUCUGGAAUUCUUCGAAAGAUAACACUGACAAUUGAGCAGGAGUCUAAGAGCACACUGAAUAUUGAUGAAAUGGCUGUGACAGACCAGUGGAAACAGGCCAAACAUGUCACGAUCAAUAAAUUAAUCUCAUCGUCAAUCGAGCAUUUUUACCACUUUGAUACAUUUGAUAUUCGUGUCCAAGAGAUUUCAAUUGAAGAGAUUGUCAAGUUAGUAGAUGCACUCUCCAAAUCGCCCGAUUUCACUGCAUGCACAAUAUAUAAGAGGAACUGUUUGGACACGGAAGCACUCAAAAGAACGCUGAACCUUGAAAAUCGUGACUCCCUUCAAACAUACCCGAUCCCUAAUUCAAAUCUAUUCAUCAACUUUGUCUCUGGUAUCAAAAUAACUCAAGGCGAAGAAGAUCCCUGUUCACUGACUUUGUAA